AACAAGAGCACCAAGAACCCGAGGAUGCACCUCACCCCAUGCUCGAAUACAACCAAGCCCCACCACCCACCGAUUACUUCCAACAAUUACUUGACGGGUUCGAGAGAGUUACCAAUGAAGUUGGUAAGUAUCGGGAAGAACAAAGGGCAGGAUUUCAAAGAAUAGAAGAGCAAAGGGCCGAAGACAACCGACGGUAUGAAGAGGAUCAACGUAGGUUCUAUGGACCUAUGUACUCUUACAUGGCUCAUCAAGGCCAAUUCCACACCAUGGCUCAACCACCACCACCACCCUCUUGGUAUGACCCCACUCAAUGGGGUAAUUUUGGAGGAUCUAGCUCCGGGGGUGGAGGUUUUGAUGGAGGGGAUGACGGCGUCGACACCCACAUGGGCGAUGGGAGCUUUGGAGGAGGCUUUGGAAGCGGCUUUGGAGGCGGCUUCUACGGCGGAGAAGGCGGACACUAGGGACAGUGUUUCAACUAAGUGUGGGGGAGGAGAUUACUCAUGGAACUCACUUGAUCUCUAAGAGGAAGAAGAAGAAGAAGAAAAAGGAGAAGAGGAAGAGAAGAUGAACACUAGAAGACCA
Molecule: messenger RNA, 582 nt
Organism: Cuscuta epithymum
Lineage: Eukaryota; Viridiplantae; Streptophyta; Magnoliopsida; Solanales; Convolvulaceae
Source: the annotation of a GenBank genome assembly